AUGUCGGGCCGAAGCGCCUAUGUGCGCAAGAAGAUCACACAAACCGAAAAGGAAAAGGCCAGGGCCAGGGCCAACGCCGCUGGCAUCGUGGGAGAUCAUGACGACCUCGCCAUCCCGGAUUUCCCCCUGCCCCAGCCCGGUGCCUCGUUGCCCGUCGGCACCGGCAUCGGCACCACCAACGCCCGCUUCCUAAAGUUCUCGGAACCGCCUCGCGACGUCAAGUCCGGCACCCCGAGCAUAGGAAGCGGCAGCGGCAGCAGCGAGGGAGGGCGACGCGACGGCACCUCCGGUCCCCUCGACGACUUCGCCUACGCCCGCGCUCGGAGACCCACCAUCAAGACCGAGGACGUGUCCGGCAUCGAGAAGUCGGGGCUCCGGAGCAGGUUGGACAAGACGAGCGAGGACGUGCGGAGGGGCCUGGCCAAGACCUUCACCUUCAAGCGCAAGGACAAGGAGCCCGAUUUCCGCCCCGAGUCCGUCGCCACCGUGAGACCCGGCCAGUACCACACCUCCGCCCCCAUGUCCCCGAUCGACGACUACGCCGUCGACCACUUCAACCCCGAUUCCAUGCACCACAUGCAGAUGCAGAUGCACCAGAUGCAGUUGCAGCAGCAGCAGCAGCACCACAUGCGCCAUCACGAGAUGGACCUGCCCACCUCCCCGCCCCCCGUCGCGAAGCUGCCGCCGGUGCCCACGACGCCGCCUAUCAAGCGGUGGAUCGGCGCAGGGAGACCCGUCCAGAGGUGGAACAAGCUGCGCAAGGACCCCGAGCUCUGGGACCCCAACGGCGACGUCCUCGUCUUCUUCGGGCACAAGGGCCAGGCGCCGCGGCCGAACCCGUCCUUCAGGCUGUCGUCGCACAUCGUCGAGGCGACCGAGUCGAGAUACCUCGUCACGCUGCUCCGCGAGGGCACGACGGAGGAGGACAUUUACAUGCCACCGUCGCCCCGGGGCGCGCCGCCCAUGCUGCGCCCACACACGCGUGGCGGGGGCCAGCCGACGCCGCCCAUCUCGGAAGACCUCGGCGAGGCCGACGGACAGAUAUCAUACGAGAUGUACUUCCCGGCGCCGGCCAACAUGAGCAAGACGGAGCAGCUGCGGAGCCACGUUACGACGAGGAACGUGUUCGCGCUGCUCUACCACGCCUCACUCGUAGGGCUGUCGCUCCACCAGGCCCUUUCCGACCUCCACAUGCGGCUGGACGCCUACAUGCCCCCGGACUCGGACAACGUCGGCAUGAUCCUGAACUACCUGUCGGCCCGCGGCAUAGACGACGUCCGCAACGACCCGGACACGGCCGUGAGCCUGCUAGCGUGGUCCGAGGGCUCCGCCGUCCGGUGGGAGGAAGGAUGGCGCGAGAGCUUUCUGCACUGCGCCGGCAUGUACAUCCAGCUGGAGCGAUGCGCCGACUUCAAGGAACUCACCCCCAUCACCCGCGCCCUGUUGGAGAGGGCCUGCCUCGAAACGCAGCUCCGCGUCCAGGCGGCGGAGGAACGGCUGUCCGAGUUCCAGUACGGCGACAUGUGGCCGGCGUCCGGCGUCAGCGGGCCAGCCAAGGCGGCGGCAGACCGGUUGCAGAAGUUCCUCUUCAACCAUUACGCGCGCGCCCAGGGGGCGUGGCCGCCGGCGCAGGCGACGGGCCUGCCGGACUCGGAUGGUCAAGACAUGUGGCUGACGAGGGACGCGGCGCAGGCACUGCAGAAGGACUUUGGAGCCCUGUACGACUACCUGGUCAACCGCGACAUCGUCUGGGACAUGUCGGAAGCACGGUCGGGUCGCAAGUGGAUGAUGCAGAGCGAAAAGGACAAGGGGUUCGACGCCGACGCCGAAGUGCCCAUGACUGAUAUCCUGGUCGAAUUCGACAACAAGCUGCGGUUCCCGCACAUCCCGCACCCGUACCCUCUGGUGCCCGAGUCAAUCCACCCCGCGCCGGCGGCCAAGGAGACUUCCAUGUUCAAGAAGAAGAGCGGCGCGGCGCCCAACAACGGCGGCCGCGCAGGAGCCCUGGAGCGGCGGGUCCAGCUGGCGUACACGGAGGCCACCAACAUUUACGUACUGGGCUCGGACUUUACGCAGUCGGACCUCAUCGACGCGUUUGUCAAGUUCGAGAAGAGCGACGGCAUCGGCGAGGUCGACCCAGCGGUGGCCAGGCGCGGGCGGUGGGUCCUGAUCUACGGCAUUCUCCAGACGCUGGCCAGCGUCUCGGUCGACGCCCCUUACGUGCGGUACCGGGACAACGUGCCAUACCAUCUUUCCCCCCGGCUCAAAGGCACCAGGGUACCGCCUUGGAGGGGGUCUAGCACGCUAGACGAGGCGUCGCACGAGUUGUCGCACUGCUGGGUGGUGCAGCACACGUGGAACACGCCGAACCACAGCGGGGCCGACAGCUCGGGCGGAUCGGGCAGCAACAGUCCCGUCCAGGGCCCUACGCGUCCUUCCGUAUACCCGCGGCGGCCGCCGUCGACGGCGUCGCGGGGCUCUGGAUACCAGACGCCUGGCACGCGCUCCGUCUACUCGACAGGGUCCGCGCCCCCCUUCGGGUCGGGAUACAGCGUCGUCAGCGAGAGCGACACGGCCAGCAGUGUGCGCACGCCCGUGUCGAGCCGGGCGGGGACCAACGCGAAGCGGGCACAGUCCCGGGACAACGCCAAGGGGCAGGGCAGCGGGUCAGGCAGUAUGCGCAGCGCCGCGAGCUUUGGCGGCAUGGACCGCGGCGACGACGGCGGCGGCGCGGGGGAUGCGCGGUCCAGCGCACCAAAACCCUAUGACCAGUUGCUGCCUCUCCCGGGGAACCUCAUGGGACCGGGAGGGUUCCUCGCGCUCGACGACGUGGUGGAGAAGCGGAGCACGCGGGGCGGCGGCCACAGUCGGCGGGCGCGGAACUGGUCCGACACGGACAACAUGACGCCGCGAAUUCGCGACUUUGACCUAGAUGUAAUCGACGACCAUGAGCCAUGA
Messenger RNA from Colletotrichum navitas, 2958 nucleotides. RefSeq lists its product as uncharacterized. Lineage: Eukaryota; Fungi; Ascomycota; Sordariomycetes; Glomerellales; Glomerellaceae. The transcript has a single exon. The record is from RefSeq and is a predicted model, not a curated record. Bases 1 to 2958 code for a protein of 985 amino acids.